UAGUCGUUUUCGUCGCAUCGGCUUAGUCGAUAGCAAACCAAAACCCCCGCCGCGGAUUCCAACGCGCGCUCGCGGAAACCUACGCUCGCCCUUCUCCUCUUACCUUUCCCCUACGAAACGCUCCCCGUUUUUAUUCCACUACCGUCGAGAUUGGGCGAUCGAAGAACAAAGCGUGCGAUCGUGGUGAUCCGAAUGACUGGCGGAUGGUCCGAUCAUCGUCGCUGUUGAAGAUCGUGAGCCCUUGCUGGAAGUGGGCGAGAUUUAGUCAUGACUCCUCCGCCCGAGCCGAAGGCCUCCUCUGGUACAAGGACCUCGGCAGCCACGCAGUGGGGGAGUUCUCCAUGGCGGUGGUCCAGGCGAAUAACCUCCUGGAGGACCGGAGCCAGAUUGAGUCUGGGCCGCUGGGCUGGAACAAGGCGGCGGCCGCGGAUGGCCCCCACGGCACGUUCGUAGGGGUCUACGACGGCCAUGGCGGCCCGGAGGCGUCGCGGUUCAUCACGGAGCAUCUGUUCCCUAACCUCAAAAAAUUUGCAUCAGAACAACCGGACAUGUCAGCAGAUGUAAUAAGGAAAGCAUUUUCAGCCACCGAAGAGGACUUCAUCUCUCUUGUGAGAAAGCAGUGGCUCAUCAAGCCGCAGGUUGCCUCUGUUGGUUCCUGUUGUUUGGUCGGUGUCAUAUCUAGUGGGAUGCUUUUUGUGGCAAAUGUUGGAGAUUCUCGAGUAGUGCUAGGGAGAUUUGAGGAAGGUAUUGGAGAGGUUACAGCAGUACAAAUGUGCACCGAGCACAAUGCAAGCUUUGAAUCCGUGAGGAAUGAGCUGCGGUCGUUGCAUCCUGAUGAUCCAAAUAUUGUGGUUUUGAAGAACAAGGUUUGGCGUGUCAAAGGCCUUAUACAGGUUUCAAGGUCUAUUGGAGAUGCUUAUCUGAAAAAUGCAGAGUUCAACCGUGAACCUCUAUUGUCAAGGUUUCGGCUGCCUGAACCCAUCGAAAAACCAAUCCUUAGUGCUGAGCCAUCAAUAGUGACACAUAAACUCUGUCCUGAAGAUCAAUUUUUGAUAUUCGCAUCAGAUGGUUUAUGGGAGCAUUUGACGAAUGAAGAGGCUGUGGAUAUGAUCCAUAACACACCUCGUAGUGGAAUAGCAAGGAGGCUUGUCAAAGCUGCAAUUCAAGAAGCAGCAAGGAAAAGAGAGAUGAGGUACUCUGACCUGGAAAAGAUGGAUCGUGGCACCAGGAGACAUUUCCAUGACGACAUUACUGUCAUUGUUCUAUUUCUAGACUCUGCCCUGAUAAAUAAGAACUUGUGCCAUAGUCCAAUACUUUCUCUUAAAGGAGCUGGUGUUCCUACCUAAGCAGAAUGUGAUCCGGGAUGUGAGUCAGAAUCUUCAUGUACUCAGCGACCUUGGAUCUUGCUAUUGGUAUCAUCAGACCAUGAGCAAAAUACAAGAAUCUGGUGUUUGAAGAGGUGUAUAGCAUCAUAGGAAGAGGAUUUUUUGAUC
Messenger RNA from Musa acuminata subsp. malaccensis (wild Malaysian banana), 1493 nucleotides. Its product is annotated as probable protein phosphatase 2C 38. The record is from RefSeq and is a predicted model, not a curated record. Gene Ontology annotation, molecular function: cation binding; protein serine/threonine phosphatase activity. NCBI's taxonomy places the organism in Eukaryota, Viridiplantae, Streptophyta, Magnoliopsida, Zingiberales, Musaceae. Gene Ontology annotation, biological process: peptidyl-threonine dephosphorylation.